AUGAGACAGGCCACUUUCCUUCAUUUUUUCUUGGGAACAUUGGCUUGCUUGAGUGCAUUCUAUGCCAAUGCAGAAGAUCCAUACAGAUAUUACACGUGGACAGUCACAUACGGCACCAUUUCUCCCCUUGGAGUUCAACAAAAGGGUAUCCUUAUUAAUGGACAAUUUCCGGGCCCUACAAUUGAAUGUGUGACUAAUGACAACAUCAUUGUAAAUGUCAUUAACAAGCUGGAUGAACCCUUCCUCAUCACAUGGAACGGAAUCAAACAAAGAAAGACUGCAUGGCAAGAUGGGGUGCUUGGAACAAAUUGUCCAAUCCCUCCAAAUUCUAACUGGACAUACAAGUUCCAAACCAAAGAUCAGAUCGGAACCUUCUUCUACUUCCCUUCGACUCAAAUGCACCGAGCUUCCGGCGGUUUCGGCGGUUUCAACGUUAACCACAGAUCCGUGAUUGCAGUCCCAUACCCAAUUCCCGCCGAAGAAUUCACCGUGCUUGUUGGUGAUUGGUACAAAGCUGGCCACAAGGAAUUACAGAAGAAAUUGGACUCAGGCUCUUCUCUUCCUCUCCCUGAUGGCCUUCUCAUAAAUGGGCUUCCUCACCAUGCCACCUUCACUGGACAAAAAGGGAAAAGCUACAAGUUCAGGAUUUCCAAUGUGGGAAUAGCUACUUCCAUUAACGUCAGAAUUCAAGGCCAUACAAUGGUACUCGUUGAAGUUGAAGGAUCUCAUACUAUUCAAGAAGCGUAUGAGUCAAUUGACGUUCAUCCAGGCCAAUCAUUGGCUGUUUUGGUCACGUGCCAUAAUCAUAUAAAGGACUAUUUCAUUGUUGCUUCUACCCGUUUCACAAAGCCUGUCCUCACUGCCACUGCAAUUCUUCGCUAUGGUGGCUCUACCACCAAAGCCCAAGGGCCAUGGCCAAUUGGUCCAACUUACCAACUUCGUUGGUCCUUGUUACAAGCCAGGACAUUCAGAUUGAACUUGACAGCGAAUGCAGCCAGGCCUAAUCCACAAGGGUCAUUCCAUUAUGGGACAAUAAAGAUUUUAAGGACAAUAGUUCUAGCAAAUUCGCAAGCAAAGAUCGGUGGGAAGCUUCGAUAUGCAGUUAACAGGAUCUCCUACGUUGAUCCAAGCACCCCAUUGAAGCUCGCUGAUUAUCUCAAAAUUCCUGGUGUAUUUAAGCUCAACACAAUCAAGGACACGCCCACUCCAGGCCCUGCAAUCCUCGGCACCUCCGUUAUCAACACCACCCUCCACGACUUCAUCGAAAUCGUCUUCCAAAACAACGAGGCCGCCGUUCAGUCUUGGCAUUUGGCCGGAAAUAGUUUCUACGCUGUUGGAUACGGAGCUCGUCAAUGGAAACCUAGGCGGAGGAGAGGCUACAACUUGGCAGAUGCUGUAUCUAGACACACCGUUCAGGUAUAUCCUAAUUCCUGGAGUGCUAUACUAGUGUCGUUGGACAACAAGGGUAUGUGGAAUUUGAGGUCUGCAAUCUGGGGACGGCAAUAUUUAGGGCAACAAUUGUAUGUCAGAGUUUGGAACACUGAACACAGCCUCUUCACUGAGACUGACGUCCCUCCAAAUGCUUUAUAUUGCGGCAAGGCUAAACGAAAAUAG
Molecule: messenger RNA, 1614 nt
Organism: Morus notabilis
Lineage: Eukaryota; Viridiplantae; Streptophyta; Magnoliopsida; Rosales; Moraceae
Product: L-ascorbate oxidase homolog
Exons: 8
Coding region: 1-1614 (537 amino acids)
Molecular function (GO): copper ion binding; oxidoreductase activity
Source: RefSeq, a predicted model, not a curated record